AUGAAACUCACACAACUCAUCCCAUUCGUUGCCUUGGCAGCAGCAGCAAGCAACUCACACUCCUCAUCACCGACUCCGCUCACCAACAGCACCGUUUUUGCCCCACCUUCUGAUUACAAUAUUCCCAGAACACUAUACGCCCGCAACGAGCAACUCUUCAAUGGUGAUCUUCUCGCAACUUGGGAGAAUUACUCUCCAGAGCCACCCUUGGUUUACUUCCCCAUCUAUCGGUCCAAGGACUUCGGCAAAACAUGGUCGGAGCUAUCCAAGGUCCAUGACACCGUCAAUGGAUUUGGACUGCGAUAUCAGCCGUUCCUUUAUUAUCUUCCCGAGGCCGUUGGGUCCUUCAAGGCUGGAACUCUACUUCUAGCCGGGAACAGUAUCCCGGAAGAUCUAUCUACUACGCACUUGGAUUUGUAUGCGUCGCAUGACGAUGGAGUCACUUGGAAAUUUGUGAGCCAUAUCGCGGCUGGAGGGGAGGCGGUGCCGGAUAAUGGCUUGACUCCGGUGUGGGAGCCGUUCUUGCUUGCUCACGCAUAUCCCACUUACACUGACCGACCGGGAAUGCCAACUGUGGCAAAGCUCCCCAAUGGCCAGUAUAUUUACUUCUACGAAUAUGGCUCCUUCUUCGACACCGCAACUUACUCAUUCCCGCUCUACUACCGCCUGUCAUCAAACCCCGAGGACUUCGCUUCCUCUGAAGGUGUCCCUCUCAUCGCAUCAAGCGGUACCGUUCCUACCUCUUCUCCGUAUGUUGUCUGGACAAAAUACGGUGGCAAAAACGGUACGAUUAUUGCAAGCUCCGGAACACAGAGCACUAUCUUCAUUAACCAGGCCCUCGGCGAGGGUGAGUGGACUGAAAUCACAUCUCCUGAAUCUGCCAGCUACACCCGGUCUUUGAGAAUUCUGUCUGAAGGUAAUGGUCGGUACCUGGCUAUCAACGGCGGAGGUGUGCUCGGGGGAAUUAGCAAUACUGUGUCAGUGAGCGUGGUGGAUCUGAAAAAGGUACUGUGA
Messenger RNA from Penicillium atrosanguineum, 1014 nucleotides. Its product is annotated as sialidase family protein. The record is from RefSeq and is a predicted model, not a curated record. The transcript has 3 exons. NCBI's taxonomy places the organism in Eukaryota, Fungi, Ascomycota, Eurotiomycetes, Eurotiales, Aspergillaceae. Bases 1 to 1014 code for a protein of 337 amino acids.